Molecule: messenger RNA, 2318 nt
Organism: Drosophila elegans
Lineage: Eukaryota; Metazoa; Arthropoda; Insecta; Diptera; Drosophilidae
Product: serine/threonine-protein kinase RIO3
Exons: 3
Coding region: 301-2133 (610 amino acids)
Biological process (GO): maturation of SSU-rRNA; protein phosphorylation
Cellular component (GO): cytosol; preribosome, small subunit precursor
Molecular function (GO): protein serine/threonine kinase activity; ATP binding
Source: RefSeq, a predicted model, not a curated record
CUUCGCUCAUCUCUAAUUGCCAGCCAUCCCGUCUUAUAAUUUCACAACCAUUGGAAAAAUAUAUAUAUUGGCGAAAUACAAGGGAAAUACUAUAGCAAAAUAGCCGCAACUGCCUUCCUGGUGAAUUGGGCGUCCAUUGCGCCUUAAAUUUCACUUGUCCUCCAUCGCGGACGCAUCAAAUCCGCCUGCAACUAGCUGCUGGUCAGGACUAGCACCGAAGCUUGUUUGUUUAUUGGCCCGCUAACUGCCACAAUUACCACCGAUAUAGAUCUUGAUCUUGUCAAGCCAAGUGCCAAAAGAAUGUCGUCUCCAUGGGUUAAAAGCAGCGAGCCAGUGCAGUCGGUGAAUCUGGCGGACAUAAUGUCCGAGCAGUAUGCCCACAAGUUGCACGACAAGGAGUUACAGCGCCACACGGAGAAGCUUAAGAAACCAGAGCAGGAGAUAGCCUCCAUUUGGGAGGCGGCAGCCUCAUCCCCGCCAGCUGCCAGCUACUCCGAUGUAGCGAGCUGUUCGGCAAGGAAUUCAAGCGAUAGCGAGGAGUGGGAGGAUUACUCAGCUCUACUCACCGACGGUGGCAUUCCGACGGAGGGUAACCAGCUGCCAGAGGACAGCGAUGCAGUGAUUGCCCAACUGCUGCAGUCCCAGUUCGAUCACGAGUACAACGAAGAACUGCGUCGCAUCGAACGGCAGCAGAACAAGCAGUCCAAGGUCACGGUUACCCUCAAUAAGUUCCUACGCGAUGGCGACGCCGAGUUUCUGCACGACACCCUCGGGGAGGACUACGAGGAGGAUGAGGUGGAGCAAUUAAAGCAUGACUGGGAUCGGUUUGAGGACAACGAACGGCAGCUGGAGUCUAUUCCUCGCUGUGGCUUCAAAGUAAACAAGGAGGGCGAGAUGAUCACCAAGCACGAUCCACAAUUGUGCGCCGUGCGCAAUGCUCAGCGGGUGAUGUCCUUUCCGCCGGAGUUUCCCACCGGCGAUGCCGCUGGCUUUGACAUGAAGCUGUCCAACAAGGUCUUCAACCAACUGAGAGCCCACUCUCGACGUGGUCGCUCCGAUAAACAUGAAAAGGUGGCCACCGCCGAGAUGGGUUUGGAUGCCAGCACACGCCUGCUGCUGUACAAGCUGAUCAACAACCAGAUACUAGAGCAGAUCAACGGCAUCAUAUCCACGGGAAAAGAGGCGGUCAUCUUGCAUGCCAAUUCCGACACGAAUUACACUGACACCAAUGAGCAUGGUCAUCAGGGCGGUGUGCUGAUGCCGGCGCAUCUGCUUCCUCGCGAGUGCGCCAUCAAGAUCUUCAAAACAACGCUCAACGAGUUCAAGCAGCGUGAUCGGUACAUCAAGGACGACUAUCGGUUCAAGGAUAGGUUUAGCAAGCAGAAUCACCGAGUGAUUAUCAACAUGUGGGCGGAGAAGGAGAUGCAUAACCUGAUGAGGAUGCAGGCCAUAGGCCUGAAUGUUCCUGAUGUGGUUGUGCUGAAGAAGCACGUGCUCGUCAUGCGGUUCAUCGGCGACAAUCACAAUGCGGCGCCCAAGUUGAAGGAUGCGAGGCUGAAUGCCGCGGAACUAAGUUGCGCCUACGAGGAGAUUGUGGCCGCCAUGCACAAGUUGUACAAUGAGGCAAAGUUGGUGCAUGCCGACAUGAGCGAAUAUAACAUACUCUGGUUCGAGGGUAAGUGUUGGUUUAUAGAUGUAGCCCAAAGCGUCGAGCCGAAGCAUCCCAGUGCCCUGGAGUUUUUGAUGAGGGAUUGCGGCAACAUUGUGAACUUCUUUGAGCGACGCGGCCUGCCCAACAUCUACACCAAGGAGCAGUUGUUCGAGUUCAUUACCGGACUCAAUGCUGAGGUUCACAAUGCCGCCCAGUUGGAGCAGAUACACACGCGUGGAGCUUCCAUCAACCAGGCCACUGCUCCGAACCAGGAGGAGUGUCCCGACGAACUGAAGCCCCUGGAGUAUCCCUUUGAGUUGGCCUGGGAGAAGUCUCAGAAGGACCGUGAGGCCAAAAAGGCUCUCCAGCAAACGCAGGAUAAUGACGAUAACGAAAACGACACAGAUAAGGAUCAGGAGAGCGAUGGCAGCCAUAACGAUAUUGACGACAAGGAAAAGAUCAACAAAACUGCCAAACAUUAAAACUUAAAAAGUGAAGCCUCAGUCUCUAGUUUAGUUUCUAAUUGAUAUUAACGAUUUGGUCGCAGCGAUUCUACUACUUUUAUUUUACAAACUCCAAAGGAAAAAUAAUGAUGCUAUUAGUCACAAGUUUUGACUAUAAAAGAUCCUUUAAAACAAGAAUAAAGUUGUUUAAUUUCCGCUCAAAA